Molecule: messenger RNA, 10468 nt
Organism: Rhipicephalus microplus (southern cattle tick)
Lineage: Eukaryota; Metazoa; Arthropoda; Arachnida; Ixodida; Ixodidae
Biological process (GO): mitotic chromosome condensation
Cellular component (GO): condensed chromosome; condensin complex; chromatin
Molecular function (GO): chromatin binding
Source: RefSeq, a predicted model, not a curated record
GACCUCCCUAUUCAGAAUGGAUGACCCUGACCAUAAAGACCUUCUUAUCCAGCAGCUGAAGGACAUUGUCAGGUCCAAUGAGGAGAUCCUCAAGAAGAAAGAAAAAGAACUAGAGGACAGUGCGGCCAAGUAUCAGAAGCUAAAGCUUCAAUCGAGAGCGAAGAUUGCUCAGCUUACAAACCAAGCGAAAGCCCAGCAAGAGGCAUCACUCGAAGAGGACCAAGGCGAAGAUGUGUCCAAGGCCACAACUCCACACCACGAAGCAUCUGCAGAGGCAUCGAGGGGGCGCGUCCGUGUCCUCAAGCAUCAGCUGGACGAGGCCAAGUCUCAGCUUCACAAGAAGGAGCAAGAGAUGCAGGCGUUGCAGCGAUCAUAUGAAUCCACUGUCGAGCGGCUGGAGCAGCAACUGCUUCAACGUGACCAGCUCCUAAUGGACAGUGCGGAGGCAUCUGGUGGCCAGGCACCUAAACAGGAAGAGGAGCGCCUGUAUGCACAGAUGGUUUAUAAGGACUCCAAGAUCCUCGAGCUGAACAACCAGAUCUUGGAGCUUGAGCGUCGGAUCCUGGACCUGCAGGAGAACCUCCGCGAGAAGGACCAGGUUCUGCAAGCGCGCAGCAAGGCAAUCCAGCUCAUGACGGAAGACCUCAGUCUUCGAAGCAAGACUGCUGUCGACGACCUUGACGACACGCGAGCCGAGAUGCGGCUAAUGCAGCAAAAUUUCUUGGAACAGGAGAUGUCGUGGAAGCAGCGCGAGGCAUCCCUCAACGCUGACCUCAGCUCCAACAAGAGCCGAGUGGUGGACCUAGAGGAAGGCUUCCGGAAGCUAGAGUCGACGAGGUUUCAGUUGGCAGCGCACAAUGCCGAACUCCAGGAGAAAGUAGUCCGGCUACAGGAGUCCGUCGAGAAAGCAAAGGCAGAUCAGGCGACUGCAUUCCAGGCCAAGAUUGAUUCUCUCACCAAGGAGCUGCAAGAAAAGACGACAGCCCUGGAGGAGUCGCAGAAGACACUUCAGGAGACGACGCGGGAGACCGACAACCGGAUACUGAAAGCCAGGGCGCUGGAAAGGAGACGAGCCAAGCAGUUCGAACGCGAGCUCCAGGAACUAAAAAAGGCAAGCUCGGAGGCUGCACCAUCGGACGUCACGACGCUACAGCAUCGCAUUGCAGAGCUUGAGGAGGAGAAAGGUGGGCUUCAACUCAAAGCCCUGGAGAUGGAAGACGCUCUCUCGUUGCAAGCCGCGAAGUUGGAGGAGAUGGCUGCCAAGGACAGGGUCAUUGAGGAGUUGAAGGGCCAGGUGAAGGCAGCGCGAGAAGAGAAGAUAUCGCUCGAGGUUCAGGCUGCACAGGUUGAAGAACAAAAAGAACUCGAAGAACAAAAGAUGAGAGAGUUGCAGCAGGAACUGGAGGCUCUCAAGGCGGCCGACGAAAGUGCCACGCCUGUACUCCAGCAAGAGUUGAAGGUUGCUCUCGAGGAAGAGGUGAAAAAGUUGAUCGUGCAGCGCGAGGAGGACUCAUCGACUAUCGCAGACCUAAGGCAGAAGCUUCGCUUCGUGGAGGAGCAGCUUACGUCUGCAACCACGCGAGCGGAUGAGCUAGACGGGAGCCUUCAGGAAGCGAGACACGAAAUUGAAGAAAAAUCCCGGGAACUCGAAAACAUGACCAAGGUUUGGGAACGAGAGCAGUCCGAAGUGGCUACGAAGUUGGCUCGGAUAGAGGAACUCGAGGCAGCUUUGAAUGACACUCAAGAAAAGCUUGAUGCGAGUGCAUUACAAGCACGAGAAGACGAUGAGGCCCGCAAGGAGCUGUUGGCGCAGUCAUCGGCAAAUAUGGCGGAGAUUGAUCGGUUGAGAGAAGCAUUAGAGAGGGAAUCUACAAGUCUCCAGAAAGCUCUUGAAGAUCUGCAAGCCACUCAGCUUGCGAGGGACGAAGCAAACCAAGCUUCAAAAACUAUGCAAGCAGAGCUUGAACUUCAAGUUAGAAAACUUGAGGAGCUUGGCAAUGUGCAGGCAAAUAGCAUUGACGCGCUGAAAGCUCAAUCAGGUGACAUUGAGAGGUUAGAAGUAGAGUUAAAAAGUAUGCGAGAGCGACUGGAAGCAAAGCAGCAUGAAAUUGAUGAAAUUACUUCUCGUGAAAGUCAGCUUAGAGUUGAACAUGAAACACUUAGAAGGAGCUAUGAGGAAACAAACGUCUCAAUCGAAGAUUUGCUUUCGUACAUUGGUGCAUCGAGCUUGGGUGAAGUAAAGGCCACAUGGGACCGCUGCAUUUCGGAAAAAGAAGAAACCCUUAGCAGGUGCCGUCAGGAGCUAAGCGAAGCUGUUACACGGAGUGAGCAGCUGACAUCGAAGGUCGAGGAGCUAGAAAGUGCUCUGAGGGAGGCCGACGCUUUGAAGGUGCAGCUGGCCACUGUGAACACGUGCCUAGAAUCCCUUUCUGUAUCAUCUGUUGAAGAGUUGAAGUCGAAGUGGGGUGCUCUGCACGAGAACCUCGACCUUCUGUCGCAGUCACAGAAGCUGGACAAAGAAGAACUGAACAACCGAAUCAAGCAACUCGUCGACGAGAAAGCUGAGCUUCAACAAGCUGUCGACGCAGGAGAGCAACAAGCUUCGGUGCUUGCUGCGGAAAUCAACAAACUGAGGAUCUUAAACGAGGAGUCUAGUGCAGUUGUGGCUGAAAGAGAGUCGGCACUGUCUGAAGCCCUCCGUAAGGUUGAAGAACUCCAGUCUUGUCUCGAUGCAGAGCGUUGCAAGACCGAAUCGAAGGUCGCGACUCUACUGGAACAGUGCACUGACCUCGAGAGGGAAGCGUCUGCUCUACAGUUACAGGUUGAAGAAAAAGAACACUCAAUGCUGCAUUUGACUGAGAGCCUUGCCUUGAGGGAAAAGGAGCUAGAGAAAAGUGUGCAAAACUUUGCUUGCCAGGAAUCAAGUCUUAAAGAAGCGCUCCAAGAACUUCAACAGCAACUCAGAACCAGCGAAGAACUGUUGUCGCAAACUACUAGAGAAACUGCAUCACUUCACGAAAGAUUGCAAGUUAAGGAAAGCGAGAUGUCGGCACUUCAUGCUGAGUUCACCAGCUCCGCUAGCACUCUUGAGCAAGUGAAAGCCGAGAACAAGUCCUUGGAUAACAAGCUCAAGAAGAUGCAGAAGAAAGUCGAGGCAACCAGUUCUAAGUACAAAGAAGCCGAAUCAGCCAUGAAAAACAUGCAGCAGAAACUCGAAGCUGCCAUUUCAGAGAAAACAGACCUUGAGAGGUCAUGCCUCGAAGCUGAGUCCUUGUUGAAAAGUGUACGGCAGGAGCUUGAGACCGCUCUUUCCUUGAAGGCCAAUAUCGAGAACCAGUCUGUCGCGCUCGAAGAACAGCUUGCACACGUCGAAAACGAGAAAACAAACAUCUGCCGACGACUCUCGGAGGCUGAAGAAAAAGCCCAGUUGGCAAAUGCGGAGUUGCACAAACUCGAAAACGAGCGAGCUAGUCUUUCUCAGAAGGUUGAAGACCUGCAGCAGCAGCUGUUGAACACUGAGUUGAACUGUCAAAGCAAAGGUGCAGAACUUCAGGAAUUUCUCGAAAAAGCCCAGAAGGAAAAAAAUGAGCUCAGCAACCAGCUGCAACAAUUCAACGAGGCACUUGCAUUGAAGAACAGUGAAAAUGAGGAACUGUCUCAAAAACUCUCUCGUCUUCAGGAACAACUCAACGAGACAACUCAGUGCAGCAAUGGGCUUAACGAGAAGUGCUAUCAAAUCACUGCGGAACUUGCGAACCAAGUGGCGCUCCACAACGCUGAAAAAGAACAGUUUCAACAGCAGCUAAGUGAACUCAAGAAGUCGUGUGAUGAUUCUAAGAACUUGCUGAGUCAGACGACAGCGGAGCUCGAGGAGACCCACAAGGCUCUCACAUCAGCACAGAAGCAGUUGCAGGAAUCGCAGCAGCUCAACAGCAGUAGUAAGGAGCUUAAUGGCCGGCUCCUGAAGGAAAUUGCAAGUUUGCGUGAAAAAGUGAAUGAAACCGAAGAAUUGGUCGAGAAAGAAUCUCGGGAGAAGUUACGGCUGCUUGAACAUGUGGAGAGCUUGAAGGAAUCUGUCACCGCAAAGGCAAAUGAGCUAGCACAGAUGAAAGUUGCCCUAAGCUCAAAGGAUGCAGAGCUGGACUCGCUGAGGCAGAAUGCAGAGUCUCAGCAGUCGGACUUGGUGGUCAAAGUGUCGGAGCUUUCGCGGGAUCUCCAGCAGAAAACAGGCGAACUUUCCUUGGCAAAAGCUGCAUUGCAGGAGCGAGACGCUCUCGUUUCGAACCUCAAAACCUCUCUUGAAGUGUCUGCACAGGACAUUCAUUCCCUAGAGGCAGCCAACAAAGAUCUCGUUGGCCAAGUUCAAGCACUGUCCACCAGACUCGAUGAGGCAUCAAAAGAUAUUGAAGUGAAGGAGCAGAGUUUACAAAAGAUGGCGGAGAACUUGACGUUGCUCGAGAACGGCCUCGACGAGAAAUCUCGCAUUAUAUCCGAGUUGCAGGAGGCCAACAGCAAGCUGGUGGAAAGCAGCACUGAGUUAUCUCGACGGGUAGAGGAAGCUGAUGGCUGUGUCUCCAGCCUCCGAGAAAAACUGGCCAGUGAGGAGAUGGUGCAGGCAACCUUCAGGUCCGAACUGGAGACGGCAAAGUCAGAAGCGGGCUUUCUCCUGCCCCAGUUGGACGAGCAGAGUAAGAUAAUCAGCGAAUUGGAGGAAAAGUUGAACACAUCCACUGACACAGAGGAAUCAUUGCUGAAGGAAGUUGAAAAGCUGCAGCUUGAGAAGCAGGCCUCGAGCAAUGCACUGGAGGAGCUUAAUGGCAAGUUGAAGGCAGCCGAAAACGAUUUGCACAAAUCCGACGAGAUGGUCGCUUCGCUGAAAGCCGAGGUUGAAAAGCUGCAAGCGCAGCGAGAAAGUAUGAUUGAACAGCACAAGGUGGAAAUGGAAAGCAGUGCAAAGGCCUUGUUGGAACUUUUAGAAAAGGAUAACCAAAUAGCUGAGUUAAAAGCUGAACAAGAAAGGCUAAAUGUUGAGCACGACAAAAAGAAGGAGCAGUUGGUCAUGCUGUCGGGGGAGAUAGAAAACCUUGUGGCGAUUCACGAUCAGCAGCUAGGGGAACUGCUUGAGGCUGAGUCCAGUGCCAGAGCAGAGUGCUCAAGUCUCACCGAAAAGCUUGCGGAUAAAGAGAGCGAGGUGUUCAGCCUAUGUGAACGCUUGGAAGAGCUGCGUUUAGAGAACACCCGGGCCAAGGAGCAGAUUGCCACGUUCUCAGCCGAGAUACAGAAUCUUGUGCAGAACCAUGACCAGCAGAUGAGGGAGCUUGCAGACACUAACUCCAAGGUUGAAGCCGAGAUGUCAGCCAAUGUGGCUAAGGUUGGUGAGUACAAAGAGCAGAUCCGAGAGCUGGAAGCCAGGCUGAGUGAACUGCGCCAGGAGAACAGUACUCUCAAAGAAAAGGUCGAGCAAGCCUCGAAUGAAGUCCGAGAAACAUGCAAGAGGCAUUACGACGAAGAGACUAGCCUUGUAGUGCAGAUCGAGCUACUCCGGGGGGAGAUAGAUCGUCUGGUUGUCUUCGAAAAGCAAUAUCAAGAGGUUGUUGAGGAGUUAACAAAGAUGAAGGAACAGUUUCAAAUCUCGAAGCAGGAUUUAGCUAUGCAGCAUGAUCAAGCUGACACGCCAGCAAAGGUUCCAGUAGUGGAAGAAACGAUAGUUCCAAAAGAGGCCCAGCUUCUCUACACAGCUGAAGUGGAUGUUGAAGCUUUGCGACAAGAACUCGAUGCAGCCAGGAUGGAUGUUCAAAUAGCCCGGGAGUCGGCUCAUUGCAAGGAACAGGACAUUCAAAGACUCACUGAAGACCUUGACUCUGUGAAGAAUAAAUUGGAAGAGGCACAGAGGCAGCUGAGAGUGAAGCACGAGGAAGCAAGGCAUGUUGGUAGUGCGACGGAAGAACCAACUUCGGAAGCUCAUGAAGAUGAAAGCAGACAGACCCUUGAAACAGAGUUGAAGAAGCUUAAGCUCGCAUUCAAGAAGUCGAGAGGAGAGCUGAGGCUGAAGGUGAAAAUACUUGAAGACAGGACAAAAGAAGUGCAAAGCCUGAAAGAACAGAACAGCUGUUUACAGAAGGAACUAGAACAGCUGACAGAGGCUCUAGCCAAUGAAAGAACCAAUCUGAAGACGCUUGCGGAGGAACUUAAGCAGAGGGACAUGGAGAGAGUGCAGUUUUCAUCAGAACUUCGUAGCCUGAAGGAACAUUUAGAUCUUGAAAUAGAGAAAAACGAGAGCCUGUCCAGAGAGUUGCAGGAGGCUAAUGCUGAGGUGUACAACCUCCGAGUAGAAGUUGGAGAGUUGAGGCUACAAAGUCCGGCAGCAGGUUCGCGGGAAAGAGAGGUCGAGGAGCUGAAGAAGCAGCUGGAGUUUGCAAGCGAAGCCCUCAAGGCAUUGUCAGCAGAAAAUGAAGUCCUCAAGGCCAACAUUUCUCAAGACACCGAGCACCUUCGAUCAGAACUUCAGUCGUCCAAGGCUGAGCUUGAGCGGUUAUCUGUGGAGCACGAGGAUGCCCUCAACGUGAGCCUGAGCCGCGAACGAGUACUGCAAAACGAGCUGGACGCAGCCACUGAGCUCAUUCAGCAGCUGCAUUCAGAACACGCAGACUUUUCGCGAAAGAAGAGUGAAGAAUUUGGACUUCUGCAAGGUCAGCUGGAGUCUCUGAGCGGAGACCUUACCAAGCAGCUUGAAAUUGUAGACUCCAAGGUGGAAGAAGCUGAUGCACUACAGAGCAAGCUCCAGACAUCUCAGCUUCAGCUUGAGAAGUUUUCUGCCGAGUACAGUAUACUGCAGGACGUGCUUCUUCAGGAAUGUGGCGAGCGCCCCCCGGGGGACAUGACUUUCAUGGGCGCUGAAUUCAGUGCUUUCGAAUAUCUCAAGUGGCUUCUCGAGAGUGUCAGGAAAAGGAGAGAGGCGCUUGAAUCUUCGCUUGCAGAAAAGGACCAGCAACUUUGUUCUCUUCAUGAGAGUGAACAGUCUCUUCAGGAGCAGGUGUCUCAAGUGCUGAAAGGACUAAGUGGGGUUUUGGCUAUGAUUACGCAAGACAUUGCGGAUUCAGAUAGGUUGGAAGAGGAGCUAAAGAUUGCUGAAGAUUCAAAAGACCUGCAAGCAUUGUUGCGAGCAGUCAGUGAACAUGUUCGCUCCCUCAAGAAUGCUAACAGCACACUUUUGAAAGAGGCGGAGAACUUGAAGCUGUCCUACGAAGAGAUGAAUGCGAGAUUACAGGUAUCGGCGACUGAAAAUGAGCACUGGCAGCUCAGAUACCAGGAACUGCUGGAGGUGUUUGAAAAGAAAGGCCUCGCAGGGGACAAUGUCACAGAUAUUACGAGAAUGGACAAGUUAUUGCAAACCGAUGCCAGUAGCGAGUCCUUGAAAUCGGACAAGUCACUUCAAACAGAUGUUGAUGACGACCUUGCAAAAGAAAAGGGUCAAGAAGAGUGUUUGUUGGAAAAAGAGGAGCUCCUGGCUGAGAUAGCCCUACUGAGGGAAGAGAAUGCGGCAUUGAAAGUGCAGCCUCCAGUCCAGAACAUGGGUGAUGGCGACAGGCUUAGCUCCGAGCUUGCUGCCACCAAGCAAAAGUCUGAGAAGAUGCUGGUGAAGUUGAAGUUGUUCAAGGACAAGAAUGACACACUUGCCAAACAGCUGAACGCACUGCGAGAGUCACAUGCUGAGCUCGAGCACACCUUGCAGAGGAAAUCGGAUGAAGUGGGUCAGCUCGAACGGCAAUGCUGCUCACUGCAGGAAGACCUGCAGAAGUCGCUCGCGCAAGGCGAGCACGCUGAAUCUCUCGCUCUGAGUUUGGAUCAGGCCACAGCCAGGGCUAGGGAGGCUGAGGCCGAGUGCAGCAACCUGCGCGACAAAAUGGGUGAGCUGCUCGACCAGAACGACAGGCUGGAGAUCGAGUCUCGGCACCUGAAGUCGGAACUGGCGAGCCUGAAGGAGCAGGCCGACAUGCUGGCUAGUGACAAUGAGGCCUUCCAGAACCUCGUCGAGAACCUGAAGCGAGCCAGGCAGAACUUAGAGCAGGAGCUGAAGGCUCAGCACGAGCAGCAUGCCAAGGUCAUCAAGGACCUCGAGAACAGGUACCAAAAGCAGCUCGAGGAGGAGAAAAGCAGCGACGCGGCUGCUACCCUAAAGCGGGACUUCUCCCAAAUUCAGGAGAAAUACAACCAGAUCCUGUACAGGCACCGCGACCUCGAGGAGGAAUUCCAUGUUGUCGUCGAAGAGAAGAAGAAGCUGGAGGCCAAGUGCACACAACUGGUCGAAGACUGCUCAGCGGCAAACCAAGCGCUCGCACUAAUGGAGAAGCAAGGUUCCGCUGGACACAAGACCUUCCAGGAGCUGGAUCUGCUUAGGCAGGAGCACCAUCAGCUCCAGGAACGGUUCCACCAGCUCAAGAGUUCACAACUGAAAGCUGAGGAGCGGCUUGUCCAGUCUGCGAGCCAGGAGUCACUCUCAAUCAAGGUCAAACUCGAGGAGGCUCACCGGACAAUUGAGGAACUGAGGGCCGCAAAGGACCAGGCCACGUCCGAAGAAGUUCGUCGUCUGCAGACACAGCUGGAUGAACUCAACCAGAGGCAUGCUGCCCUGGUGGAACAGUCUCAGGCCAAGGAGGGCCGGUGGAGUCAGGAGCGAAAGCAGCUGAAGCACAUAGAGGAGCACCUCAAGCAGGCAGCGCGAGAGUUGAACGGUGAGCUUGCGGAGUUGAGGGCUCAGCACGAGGAGGCGCUGAAAAGCAAGCUGGACUUGCGGACUCAGAUAGAGCAGGCACAGAAAGACAACCGGGCCUUGACACAGCAGGUGCACAACUGGAGAAGCUACAUCCGGGAUUUUGAGAACGGCAAGAGCGAACAGAGUCGAGAUGCGGAAGUGGAGAGGCUGCGUACAGAACUGGAGCAGACGGCGACGCAGCUGCACCAGCUGGGACUUCGCAACGAGGAGAUGUCGGUUGACCUUAGCAAGGUGUUAGAAGAGAAGAAUGGCCUCAAGCAGCUGUUGGCUCACACACAAGAUGUCUUGCGGCAUCGGGAAGCACAGCUGCUGCGUUUGCAGUCGCCACCGUUGAGCAGAGAUGGCGUCCAUGUAAUUGAGAUGGAGGGCUCGCCACAACCUACUGGUGAUGCAGCUGCCCUUCAACAUAGGUUGCGAGAGCUAGAACACGAGAGGAUCGAGCUGGAACAGCGGGUGCAAGAACUGUCCGAGAACCUGCGCAUUGAGCAGCAGCGGCGCCACCUGCUCGAGGGUGAACUGGGAGAAAUCGAGUGGGGUGUGCCAGCACUUCCUUCCGGACAUUCACUGGACAACGAAUCGCACCAUCUGUUGCUGCACGACGACGUGAUCAAGAUUCCGGCCACUGACUACUCUAUCACUCGUCAAUUUAUGUCGCACGCAUCCAAGCUUCGUAGGUGGCUACAGGGAAGGCAAAGAAACUGCCGGCUCGCGAUUCGAAGGCGCAAGUACGGCCAGAUCACGCUGGGCCUCUACCUCGUGCUGAUUCACGUCAUACUCCUCGCGUACCUCGUGUGAAAGCACCAUCGUUGGACACAGGGUCAACAGUCACACAACUGAAAAACACCGGUCCCGACAAAAAUCGCACAAGCCUAAUGAGGAUCGCACAACGACCUGUUGUGUUCGUACAGCAUAGUACUCGUUAACCUUCUACGCAAAUGAUCUACACGGAAAACACUGCAAGCUCAUCGCUACUUGGCAUGCAGGUUGACUAACGAUAAACUCGACGUUGGAACUUCUUCCGGAGCAUUUGGUGACAAUGAAGACAGACUGACAAGUACUUUACAUUUUUUUUACCCACUUAGCGCCAAAUGUGUGCCUUCAUUUUCGUGAAGUGACAAUUCGGGAGUGUCCCCUCGCGUGUCGUGCUUGCAAAUCGGAAGUGGUGCUAUGGCAUACGUCUAGUUGGCAAAGAAAGUACAACUGCCACACUGUGUAAUAAUGCGAGGUCUGACUGCGUCACCCGGUCCCUCGUCGUGGGCAGAACUGAAAACGUGAGGUCUGAAAACAUGAAGUCUUGUUGCAUUGUGUGAAAGCUGUGUAUGUUUGUAUGAAUGUUGUACUAAUAGAUGCACUGUUUUGUGCUAACGUCGUUUACAGACCGACAUGCAUUUUCCCCCUGUGAUGUCACCCUCAUUCGUCUCUUUUAAGCUUUUUCUUUUAUAUGCAGACUUCUCAAAAAGGCUGUCAACGUUCUCAAUUUUUUCUGAUGAAGUACUACAUAAGCCUCUGAACUAGGAGUUCAUGGUAGUGGUGUUGCUUUGACUGUGGCAACAAAAGAAAUAGUGCGGCUAUGAGCUUUUAUAUUGCAGCUGUGGUUUGUAUGCAUUGCAGCAGAAUCUUGCUUAGUGGAGGCAUGGGACCAGCUAGACAGAUGUACAUUUUAGGGCAAAGCAAAUAAACAAUUGUGUACAGUAU